UUUCUUUCCCAUCCUCGGCGGACAUUUUGUUUGCUUCAGGUAAUCGGUCGGAUUGGUCUCCGAAGAGGUGACGAGAGGGGGAGGAGGUGAGCGCGACGGCCCGAGGCUCGGUGGUGCCAGCGCCCGAGUCGGGCUCGGGAAGACAGUCCCGGGUCCCUGAGCUUGCCGCCCUCUUCCCUAGCCCACCGGCCCAUUGGCGAUCGCGCUGGCGGACCCGGCGCAGGUUCCUAUGAACUCGGAAAUAAUUAUGGAUCCUAUACAGGUGCAGGUGAACUUUGAGGAUGUGUUCGUGGUCUUUUCCCAGGAUGAGUGGGAGCUCCUUGAUGAGACUCAGAGGUGCCUGUACCACAAUGUAAUGCUGGAGAAUUUUGCACUUAUGGCCUCACUGGGUUGUUGGCAUGAGAUGGAGGAUGAAGAGAGACCUUUUGAGGAGAGCAUUCUUAUAGAAGGAGUGUCACAGAUUAGGACUCCCAAGGAAGACCUUUCUAUGCAGAAGACCCACCCCUGUGAUAUAUGUGGCCUCGUCUUGAAAGACAUUUUGCAUUUAGCUGAACACCAGGAAAUAUACCCUGGGCAGAGAUCGUAUAUGUGUGUGGCGUUUGAGAAACAAUUCUGGUUCAGUGUGAAGCUUCACCAGCAUCAGAAGCAUUACAGUGGAGAAAAACUGUUUAGAAGGGAUGAAGGCACGGCCUUUCUUGUUAACAGCUUCCCUCGCCAACUAUCAGAGAGGCCUUUUAUAACAGAGGAGAGUUACAAAGACUUCCCACCUAGUUCAAGCAUUUAUCAACACCAUGCCCCUCAUAGUGAGUGGAAACCACAUGGGAAUACCAAGUGUGAGGAAAACUCUCACAGAGGACAAAGGCAUUAUAAAUGCAGUGAAUGUGGUAAAGCCUUCAGUCGCAAAGAUUCACUUGUUCAGCAUCAGAGAGUUCACACUGGAGAAAGGCCUUAUGAAUGCGGAGAAUGUGGGAAAACCUUCAGCCGCAAACCCAUACUUGCUCAGCACCAGAGAAUCCACACUGGAGAGAUGCCUUAUGAAUGUGGCAUAUGUGGGAAAGUUUUUAAUCAUAGCUCUAACCUUAUCGUACACCAGAGAGUACACACUGGAGCAAGGCCUUACAAGUGCAGCCAAUGUGGGAAAGCCUACAGCCACAAAUCCACCCUUGUUCAGCAUGAGAGUAUUCAUACUGGAGAAAGGCCUUAUGAGUGCAGUGAAUGUGGGAAAUACUUUGGUCAUAAGUACAGACUUAUUAAACACUGGAGUGUUCACACUGGAGCAAGGCCUUAUGAAUGUAUUGCAUGUGGGAAGUUCUUCAGUCAAAGCUCUGACCUUAUUGCACACCAAAGGGUUCAUAAUGGUGAAAAGCCUUAUGUGUGCAGUGAUUGUGGGAAAGCCUUUAGCCACAAACAUGUACUUGUUCAGCAUCAUAGAAUUCACACUGGAGAAAGGCCAUAUAAAUGCAGUGAAUGUGAGAAAUCCUUCAGGCAAAGAGCGUCUCUUAUCCGCCAUUGGAAAGUUCACAGUGGAGAAAGGCCUUAGGAUAAUAGAGAACAUCUUUUUGUUUAACAUGACUGACAUCAGAGAGAAGCUCUAAGAGUAACCUUUGCAUGUAGCCAUCAACCAGGAGCUGAACAUUCAAACACCUUGGGGGAAUUCUUUUUUUUUCUUUUUUUUGAGAGGUUUUUGCUAUAGGGUGCAUGCGCUCGCCAGCC
Tupaia belangeri chinensis (Chinese tree shrew) is the source of this 1713-nucleotide messenger RNA. Its product is annotated as zinc finger protein 772. Gene Ontology annotation, biological process: regulation of cytokine production; negative regulation of transcription by RNA polymerase II; regulation of immune system process. The record is from RefSeq and is a predicted model, not a curated record. Lineage: Eukaryota; Metazoa; Chordata; Mammalia; Scandentia; Tupaiidae. The transcript is spliced from 4 exons. Gene Ontology annotation, molecular function: DNA-binding transcription repressor activity, RNA polymerase II-specific; RNA polymerase II cis-regulatory region sequence-specific DNA binding. The coding region runs from base 230 to 1540 and encodes 436 amino acids. Gene Ontology annotation, cellular component: nucleoplasm.